This is a messenger RNA of Monomorium pharaonis (pharaoh ant), 1970 nucleotides long. Its product is annotated as oxysterol-binding protein 1-like. The record is from RefSeq and is a predicted model, not a curated record. Lineage: Eukaryota; Metazoa; Arthropoda; Insecta; Hymenoptera; Formicidae. Gene Ontology annotation, cellular component: early endosome; trans-Golgi network; recycling endosome. Gene Ontology annotation, biological process: retrograde transport, endosome to Golgi; receptor recycling; endosome organization.
AAAUAGUUGAAUUGAAGAAAUUUAAUCAAGUUGGAAAAUUUAGUCAAAUUAACAACUUUUUUUCUCAGUGUACAUCGAGAACAAAAAAGCCAUUUGAUCGUAAUACAAUAAAACUGCAACAAAUACUCUUUAUCGCUAAACCUUUAUUUUUCUUAUUUCCAAUAAUUAUACAUCUAUUUUAUUUCAAGUUUUAUCGUACAAAACGAUAAUGCAGUUUGGCACAAUUACAACAGAUUAGUGACAAAAAAUUAUUUGAUUUUAGAAUCCAAUGACAUCAAGAGACUCUCGAGUUUCCAAAUUUUACUACAGGACACGCAGCAUCAUUAACAAUUUCUAUUUGUAUACAGUCAAGAUAUAGUCGAGAAGCCGCAGUAUCGCAAUUCGUCUACCGACUGGUGUGUCGUGUGUAUUAUAAUGUAUACAAUCUGGAGCAAAAAUACCAGUUCACAGUGAUGUAGUAAGGUGAAUCGUAGCCCGAACUUCCCCCAUCUCCCUCUAGCGACCUACAGUCUACAGUCGGUCGGCCAACCGUCGAAAAGGAGAAGGCGCAACAGGGCUCGUGGAGGGGAGUAUGUCGCAAGUGCGAUUCUACUCCAUUGCUAUUCGAACGGCACUUUUGAUCUCGAUUGUAUAUCGUCGCGCUAUAUCGCCUUCACACAAAUCAUCGAGGUGUGUGUGUGCGCGCUACGCUACAGCAGCAGUGCUACGGCACGGCGGUAACGAAGGUUAGGUGUAACCGUGUCAGGGAGAAACGUGGCGUGUGUGAGUCGUGGCGCGCCGAGGAGGAAAGGUGUUUCAUCGGCAAAAGGAAGAAAGAAAGGAAGAAAGAAAGAAAGAGAGGAAAGACUCCACGUCGUCGCCACGGCGAUUCACCUUGACGUCGCCUGUCACUCGAGGCUGUGCUUCGAGUCGUGAGGAAACACCGGGGAACGAGCCCCCCGUCGCAAGCGACACAGCGCGAACCUCCCGGGAGGGCUGGCGGGGAGACCGAGAGAGAGAGAGAGAGAGAGAGAGAACUCCCCUCUCCUCUUCGCUCUCCUCCUCCUUCUCCUUCCACGAGGAAUUACCAAAAUGGUGGCGCGAGACAACGCGGGUGAUGUGUAGGCAGAUAUUAUCGGUUCGCAUCGCGAGGCUAGAGGUUUCAGGGUGGUGCGAGGUGGUACGCGAGCGUGACUGCGCGAGGCGGCAGCCGACGGAGGAGGCAGCAUGGGCGACCCGAAGAGCCAGCACGGCGCGCAGGAGAUGAAAGGCUGGCUUUUCAAGUGGACGAACUACCUGAAAGGUUACCAGCGGCGAUGGUUCGUCCUGUCAAACGGCCUCCUGUCGUACUACAGGGCUGAACCAACAGGGGGGCCAAAAUCAUCGCGACGCAAGCGGAGGGCUGGCAGAGCCUCCGAGAACCCCGCGGAGAUGUCUCACACCUGCCGCGGCACGAUUUCCUUACACGGGGCCUUAAUACACACGGUGGACGCCUGCACCUUCGUCGUGAGCAACGGUGGCACGCAGACCUUCCACAUCAAAGCGUCGACCGAGGUGGAGCGACAGCAGUGGGUCACAGCUCUCGAGCUGGCGAAAGCCAAGGCUAUCCAAGCGAUGGAAUCUGCUUUAGUACUUCGGCGACGUUAUGCGGCGAAAUCUCUUUUAGAAGAAGAGGAGGAAGAGUAUCAAGAUAACGACAAUCAAAACGUAGAAACUGCGUCUGUGAUUAAGGAUCUGACUCGACGAUUGGACGAUCUACAAGCGUGCAAUGAUUUGAUGCUUAAGCAGGGAGCUGCGCUUCAACGAGCUUUAGCCGAUUUGGAAAUGUUAGAGCCUCCGUCCCCCGAAUUAGCAGCGAAAUUCAAGAUUGUUAGCGAACGAGCCACGCUUUUCCGGAUUGCGGCGAAUGCUAUGAUUAACGUAAGUUUCAAAUGAGGUAAUCCAUGUGUAAAAUUGAACGACGCAAAAUAUCGGCAAUUUUUCUUUUCCAC